AUGAGUGAUGACGAGGCCGAAAAUAACCAAAUGCGCAAUGCAUUAACUGAAAUAGCUAAAGAAGUUCAAAAACUUCAUAAAAACACCAUCUCAAGUAAAAGCAACAAUAAUAAGAGUGACGCCGAAGAAAUUUUCGGUCAACUUCUAAAAUGCAAGAGGUCUUUGAAUUUUCGAGGAAUUCAAAUAAAAAGAUUGAAAAAUAAUCUAAAAACUGCUUGCGCUGUUGCUAAAACUAUGUCGUCAAUUAAAGCAAGUGAAACAGCAAACCUAACAAGUCAAUUAGAUAUUUCUAGAAACAAGUAUUUGAAUUUAAUACAACAACAAAGCGCAAAAGACGAAAUAAUUGCCAACUUAAGAACAGAAAACCGCGCUUUACGAGAUCAGCUUGAAUUCUUUGAUACCGUCAUUAAACUUGGGUAUCAAGAAAUACAGAAAAUGAGAAAUGAAGAAACCGCUGAAAAUAUUUCUGCAUUGGAACAACUUAAACACAUAUUAGUUUGCUGUGGACAGUAUUACGCGAACUACUGUGAUGAACGUGAGAAACGCAUUCGGCUUGAACAAAAGAACAGAUUCCUCAACACAUUAAUUACAAUGCAAAAUUAUUUAACACCUAAAGAUAAAAUGGAUACCGUUCGUAACAACAAGGAUAAAAAAUGCCCAUUGCCAAGCCCACGACAAAGUAUUGGUUUGGCUCUGUCUGAAUUAAAGCUUGGGUCUCAUCAAAGAAACUUUACUAAUCUCACCAUGACAAAAAUAGAAUUAAAUAAACAUUUGUCACCAAUGAACAACAGGGAUUUAGACUUGACGACACAUUUAAAAACAGUGAAGCAACUUCUUAAUGAUCAAGAUAAUCUUAUUAAAGAUUUGAAGAGCCUAUCGAAAGCAAUAAAUGUUGAUGAAACUUACUGA
This is a messenger RNA of Spodoptera exigua (beet armyworm), 909 nucleotides long. The record is from the annotation of a GenBank genome assembly. Lineage: Eukaryota; Metazoa; Arthropoda; Insecta; Lepidoptera; Noctuidae.